Messenger RNA from Anolis sagrei ordinatus, 2316 nucleotides. Its product is annotated as myeloperoxidase-like. The record is from RefSeq and is a predicted model, not a curated record. Gene Ontology annotation, molecular function: peroxidase activity; heme binding. Lineage: Eukaryota; Metazoa; Chordata; Lepidosauria; Squamata; Anolidae. Gene Ontology annotation, biological process: defense response to bacterium; response to oxidative stress.
AUGGAAACCCUUUGGUUGACCUUGGCUGAUGAAGAUCUGGAGAUGAAGGGAAGCCUUGUGGUGUUGUGUCUCUUGGUAGCUUUUGCAGACCGGAUAGCGUCCGAAUCUCCCUCUGAAGGAGAUGAUCCCGCCAACCAACUCACUGGCCAAGAGCUUUUGAGCAGCCUCGACGAAGCCAAAAAGAUGGUGGAUGAGGCAUAUAAACUCUCGAGGGAGAGAUCCAAGGCAGAUUUGGACAAAACCCAUGUCACUCCUGCGGAUUUCCUGAAACACCUAAAAGAGCCGAUGGCCGCGACCCGGACGGCCCUUCGAGCCGCCAGUUAUUUGGACACCUCUUUGGACCUCCUGAAGAAGAAGCUCCAGAAGAAAUGGAUGAGGCCCUUCAACCUCACCGAUGUCCUGACGAGGAAGCAGAAGGAGACCAUUUCCAAAGUGACUGGCUGUGACUACGUGACCCGUCCUAUCACUUGUCCGCAGAAUAACCCCUACCGGACCAUCACCGGAGAAUGCAACAACCUGAAACACCCACAUUAUGGUGCCUCGAAUCGUGGGUACGCCCGCUGGCUCCCGGCUGAGUAUGAAGAUGGCAUCUCCCUCCCAAGGGGCCUCAUCCAAGGGCAGCUUUAUAAAGGGCAUACCCUCCCAUUGGUGCGGAGUGUCUCCAAUGAGAUCAUCACCACCUCCAAUGAGAACGUCACUGAGGACCAGGAGCGCUCGCUGGCCUUCAUGCACUGGGGCCAAUGGGUGGACCACGACAUGGACCUGGCCCCCAUGACUGAGAUCGGCAUUGACAACAAACAGGUCGAGUGCACAACCGACUGCAAUUACGCCCCGCCGUGUUUCCCCAUCAAGGUCCCCCCGGGAGACCCCCGGAUCAAGAAGUCUGGGGUCUGCAUGCCCUUCAUCCGGACGGCCCCGGCCUGCAACCCCACAACUUAUGUCCGGGAGCAGCUCAACGCCAUCACCUCGUACCUGGACGCCAGCAUGGUCUACGGCAGCGAGGAGGUCCUGGCACGCAACCUGCGCAACAACAGCAACGAUCUGGGCCUCAUGGCCCUCAACCAGAACUUCACCGACAACGGACUGGGCCUCCUCCCCUUUGAGAACAAGACCAAGAGCCUCUGCCUAUUCACAAAUAAAACUGCCAACAUCCCAUGUUUUAAGGGAGGGGACAAACGGGCCACUGAAAACCUGGGACUGACUGCCAUGCAUACCUUGUUUGUCCGGGAGCAUAACAGGUUGGCCACUGAACUAAAGAAGAUGAAUCCGCAUUGGGAUGGAGAGAAACUGUACCAAGAAGCCCGGAAGAUUGUUGAUGCAGAGAACCAGGUCAUCACCUUCCGAGAUUACUUGCCCCUUGUGUUGGGCAAUGAGAUGAACAGGCAGUUGCCACUCUAUACAGGCUACAAGGAAUCGGUGGACCCAACUGUGGCGAAUGUCUUCUCCUUGGCCUUCCGGUUUGGACAUGGCUCCAUCCCACCCUUGGUGCCCCGUCUGGAUCACAAUUUCAAGCCCUUGGCUCCGUACUUCUAUGCUCAUCUGUCCGGCACCUUUUGCGCUUCAUGGAGAAUAGUUAUGGAAGGUGGCAUCGACCCACUUGUCCGUGGUUUCCUGGCUGACCAUUCGAAGUUGAUGAAGCAGAACCAGAUGAUGGUGGAGGAGCUUCAGGAACAUCUCUUUGAGCAGACAGAACACAUCGGCCUCGACUUGGCUGCCUUGAAUUUGCAGCGGGGAAGGGACCACGGCUUGCCAGGAUAUAAUGCUUGGAGGCGCUUCUGCGGCCUCUCCGCUCCAAGCAAUGAGGCUGAGCUUGCGGUCGUGAUGCGCAACCCCAAGCUGGCCAAGAAAUUCAUGGACCUAUACGGGACACCGGAAAACAUCGACAUCUGGGUUGGGAGUAUGGCAGAACCCUUCGUCCCCUAUGGCAGGGUUGGCCCACUCUUGGCCUGCCUCAUUGGGAACCAGUUCCGAAAAGUCCGGGAUGGGGACAGAUUCUGGUGGGAGAGAGACGGGGUCUUCACCCCGAAGCAACGCCGGGCCCUGAGCCGCGACUCCUUCUCGCGCAUCAUUUGCGACAACACCCAAAUCCAAGAGGUGCCCCGGGACACCUUCAAGAGGAACCACUACCCGAGCGAUUUCGUCAACUGCCGGGAAGUCCAAGGGCUCGACCUCUCGGCGUGGAAAGAGUAGCGCGGAGAGCAAGAAAAUGGGUGGGUGCGGGUGGGAUCGGGACACCCAUUGGCCAUGGUCAACUUGGGUGGCUUGGCGGAGGGAUCAAUUCAUGGAAGGAGAGGGCCUUCGGAUGGCUAUGGGUUC